This is a messenger RNA of Lates calcarifer (barramundi perch), 1655 nucleotides long. RefSeq names its product translocase of inner mitochondrial membrane 13 homolog (yeast) (gene timm13). The record is from RefSeq and is a predicted model, not a curated record. The coding region runs from base 130 to 417 and encodes 95 amino acids. Lineage: Eukaryota; Metazoa; Chordata; Actinopteri; Centropomidae. The transcript has 3 exons.
GUAGAGCCUUCCGGCGCCGUCAAGGGCAUCGAAAACUAACGUUAGCUAACCCUUAGCAGCUGCCGCACACACGUGUGUUUACAGAAGGUCGAGUAAAGCUGCCGUUUUCGGCGUCGACACCGGUGGAAAAUGGACGGGUUCGGGUCAGACUUUUCAGCCGGAGGAUCAGGAGGUAAAGUGGACACCGGCGUCAUCAUGGAGCAGGUGAAGGUCCAGAUCGCGGUGGCUAACGCUCAGGAGCUGCUGCAGAGGAUGACAGACAAAUGCUUCAAGAAGUGUAUAGGAAAACCUGGAAGCACACUGGACAACUCUGAGCAGAAAUGUAUUGCCAUGUGUAUGGACCGGUAUAUGGAUGCCUGGAACACCGUGUCCCGAACGUACAACUCCAGAUUACAGAGGGAAAGGGCUCGCAUGUGAACGUCCCUCUCUUCACCCUUACCCUUCCUCAGACCGUCGCUUACAGUGAGGAGGAGCACAGUGCACCGCCAGAGGUCACGAGCACGUGCACAGGUGUGUGGAGGCACCAGCAGCAGCACACCAUCAACUGUCAUCAUACCUCACAGACAGGCAGAGAGAGCCUGUGGACUCUAGCCAUAACAAUGUCUCUGUGGACAUUUUCAUUUUGCUCUGAGGAACAGUUCAGUAAGCAAGUUUGAUUAAUUAUGUUUUUAUGUCAUUAUUAUUGAUUUCAUUUCUGGUUAACAAGUAAACAUGCAUUGUUAAAAGCUGCAGUGUGGACACGUAAAUCUGAAUCUCUGAAUCGCCCUUAAGACUGAACGUGAGUGUGAAUGUGUCUUUCUAUACAUGUCAGCCCUGUGUCUUGUGCAGGGUGUACUCCACCUCUUGCACAUUGCAUGGUGGGAUAUGCUCUAGCCUCCAGUGCUCCUGAAUAGGAUAAGCAGUAUAGAAAAUAAAUGUGUUAAUGCAAUAUCAUAAAUGAGUUAACUGCAGUACUUUACCCUUUGUUUGUUUGUAUUUACAACAGUAUGUGUGGCCUGAGUAGAAACACUUUGCCUGACAUCAAACUAAGGUUGAAUGUUUCUUGCUUUCAAUUGCCUGUAUAAUUAGGACACAUGAUACCAAUAACCGUAAACAGGACCUAGAUUUCUCCAGUCACUACAUUUUCUCCUCAAAACACUGUCAGCAGUGUGCCUGUGUUUGUUUUCCAUACUCAGACUCAGUAUUUGUACUUAGAGAAUAAGCAGCACAACUGGAGCCCUUAAGGGACAAAACACAGGCUUUUCCUUAACAUGCUGUUGCUCUAAAAGACCUACUUAAAAAUCACCAGGAAGAAUUGAGGAGCAACUUGGUGUUUUCACAAGCGUGAACCUGACAUUCACAAGCCUCUAAACAGUUAGAUAUCAAAGUACGCCCGGAGAACAAAACUGUUUUGUCUGACCUGUUUUCUAGUUGUCACUCUAUAUGCCGCCCUCCACAGUAGUGGGCUUGUUUCAGCAGGGUCUGCCUUGCUGUAGACGGGGUACUGAACCUUUCUCAGUUUUGUGGGAACCAGGAUCCUUUUUUUUUUUUUUUCUUCCUUAUCCUGCUGAGUUUGUGUAGGGGAAGUAAGAACCAGAAAAGCAUGUGAACAGUAUUUGCAGUGUGACUGUGAGCAAAUGGAUUAACUUUCAUGAGAAUAAAACUUGUCAAUCAGA